Mesorhabditis belari is the source of this 3852-nucleotide messenger RNA. NCBI's taxonomy places the organism in Eukaryota, Metazoa, Nematoda, Chromadorea, Rhabditida, Rhabditidae. The record is from the annotation of a GenBank genome assembly.
AUGGACCCAAUGAAUGAUGCUCGUUUCUACGAGUCACUCAUCAAAGAGCCGCAUCGACGAUCGGAUGAGGAUGUUCGCAACAUUUUCGAGCAGCUUCGGCAGCUGGACAUGUUCUCGAAUCUUUAUCAGGGUCCCCUGAAGGCGAUCUGUCGAACAGCCAGAUAUGAACGACAUCGGGCACAUCAUAUUCUUUUCCGAAAAGAUCAAUCUGCAACGUGUUGGUACAUUCUAUUGUCAGGAUCCGUUUUAAUCGAACGCCACAUUUUAUUGCCGUAUGGAUGCUUUGGCAAGCGCAACGGCACCAACUUUCGCCGGGCCACUGAUUGCAUUUGCUUGCAACAAAGUGAGAUGAUUGUGAUUGAUUAUCCGGAUCUUGGAGCUGACACAUCGAUUCCUUUACAAAAUCGUCGACGAGUCGCCCCUCCACCACCAGCUCCACAAACAGAGACUUUUGUCGUUCCACCAAUGCCCCCACCUCGACCACCACGACAACCAAUUCCUCCUAGACCACCAAGGGGAUUGCCAAGAACUUAUCCGAUGGAUUUCCCCAUUGACACUCCGUCGACAUCGUAUCCAACAACUCAAGUUUUUGUAAAUGGAGCUGGUGAUGAGGACACAUUGGUGAGAGUGAAGCAUCGAAGGGAGAAAAGCGGAUCGAUGGGAAGUGUUGGCAGUUCGGGUAGAAAGCCACGGAUCAGAAGCACAGCAUCUUCUUCAACAACUGAAGGAGAUGAAUUUUGGGGUGCUGGCGCUGGGACGGCUGAAGGGGAUGCGAGUGAGGAUGAAGAUGAUGAGAGUGUUCCGUCACAUGAUGGUCUUCAUGAUUUAAAAGAUUCUGUGCGUGAAUGUCUUGAAAAAGAGCCUGGCGAACGGAGCACAGAUGAUGUGGCUAUUCUCUUGGAUUUCAUGCAACACAUGAGCGCUUUCUCCUCCUUGCCCGUAUCGAUCAAGAGACAACUGUGCUUGAAGAUGGUUUUCGCUGUUGUGCCUGAUGCUGGAACGAUUGUCAUGCAAAACAAUGAGAAAAUUGAUGCAUGGGCGGUCAUCGUGAAUGGUUGUGUUGAAGUGAUCAAACCAAAUGGAGAAAGGCUCGAGUUUAAGCUUGGCGAUUCGUUUGGCUGUGAGCCGAUAAAUACAUUGCAAUAUCAUAUGGGAGACAUGAGAACGAUGGUCGAUGAUUGCGAAUUCGUGCUUGUUGAGCAUCGGGAUUUCUGCUCAAUUAUGAGCACAAUUGGUGAACACAUUGAAAGAGGCAGAGAUGAUGUAACGGGAGAAGUUGUUUCCGAAACAGAAAAACGAGCAAUUGGGGCACAAGUUGGAUUGGUGCUUAUAAAGGCAAAACCCGAUAAAUUGAUCUCACAUCUCGUCGAGGAACGAGAUGGACAAGUCGAUGCGAAUUAUAUCGAUGAUUUCUUGUUGACAUACAGAGUCUUCAUCCACGAUCCCGUUCACAUUUUCGAGAAACUCAUGCUCUGGUUUGCCGAACCGCAAUACCGGGAUCGCGUCGCACGAAUCGUUCUCUUCUGGGUGAACAAUCAUUACAACGAUUUCGAGACAAAUGGAGAAAUGAUGCGCUUACUGGAAAGAUUUGAACAAGCAUUGGAACGAGACCAAAUGCACUCCCAGCAAUCGCUGCUCAACAUUGCUUGCAGUGUGAAGGCGAGAUCACGUUGCAUCACGUAUACUCGCUUCAACAAGGAUGAACCAAUGCAAUUCACGAUAAUGGGCGGAAAAGAGACCGGUUACGGCAUUUUCGUCUCCGAUGUUUUGCCUGAUUCAGCUGCUGAAAAAGCGGGAAUAAAAAGAGCUGAUGAGAUCAUUGAAUUGAACGAUCAAACUCUGAAAUAUGUGACCCUUCAACGAGCCAUCGAACUGCUCAAAGGGAGUAUAACCCUGAAGAUCACUGUAAAGAACAAUAUAUUAGGAUUCAAGGAAAUGAUUCAAAAGCCGGAUAAGGGGAAUGAUUCAAAGAUGAAAACGAGACCGUUGAGUGGAGCGAUUCAAUCAAGACCGAGCAUCCCGAGUGUUAUUCCGGUGAAAAGCUCGCCCACCCCUCAACUACCAAACAACAAGCAGAAGAAUCUGGGAAACAAAGGUCUAAUGGACAAAUUGUUCACAGUAAUCCGGGCUACAAAGGAUAGUGAUGUUUCUGAUUCGUCAUCUUUGUCAAAUGAGGGAUUGCGUGGAUCAAAGUCGAACCCGGAUCUAGCGAACACAAUCUCUCACUACUAUGGCCCGGUGAAGAGUGACUCUCCGGAACACGUCCUGAAAAUCUAUCGCGGCGAUCAAACCUUCAAGUAUUUACCAAUCUUCAAAGAAACAACCGCUCAAAAUGUUGUCCAAUUGGCACUUCAGGAAUUCGGCAUGACAACAGAGGGGAGUCUAGAAUGGGCACUUUGCGAGGUGACCGUCUGCGAGAAUCACACAAACGAAAGCAUGACCUCGAAAAAUCCCCUUGUAAUUAAACAGCGCCGAUUGCCUCCGCAAAUGGAGAAUUUGGCCGAAAGGAUUGCGUUGAAUAGCAGAUAUUAUCUGAAGAACAACAACCGCAGUGAGCCGCUAGUGCCCGAUGAGCUCGCGCCGGAUAUCAUGAAAGAGGCACAAGCACAAAUAUUGUCUUUGAAUGCGCAGGUUGUCGCCGCUCAACUCACGCUACAAGACUUCUCGAUUUUUGCCUCCAUCGAACCCACCGAAUACAUCGACUCACUUUUCAAGCUCGAGAGCAGAUAUGGAUGGCCAAAGUUAGACGAAUUCGAGCGGGUGUUCAACCGGGAAAUGUGGUGGGUGGCGACAGAAGUUUGCCGAGAGAAAAGCACACAACGACGCUCGAAAUUGAUCAAAAAGUUCAUCAAAGUGGCAAGAUGUUGUCGAGAUUUGCGCAAUUUCAACUCAAUGUUCGCGAUCGUUUCCGGAUUGGAUAAACCGGCCGUUCGACGAUUGCACAAUUCGUGGGAACGUGUUGGAGGAAAGUAUGCUCGUUUCCUCGAAGAAAUCCAUGCAUUGAUCGAUCCAUCUAGGAAUAUGUCCCGAUAUCGUCAACAUCUAUCAACCGUCAGCCCGGAACCGCCAGUGAUCCCGAUUUUCCCAGUCAUUAAAAAGGAUCUAACAUUUCUGCAUGAAGGGAAUCCGACGUAUACCGAGAAGCUGGUCAACUUUGAGAAAUUGCGCAUGAUCGCGAGAGAAGUGCGACGAGUGAACAAGCUCAGCUCUGCACCCUACGAGAUUGGAAGCAUGGCGGAAAGGAGUGGAACGACCAUCAAUGAUGCAUUGCUUUACAUGAAUGCUUUCGAUGGGGGAACGGGCACAGUGGCAACGAUGCGGAAAGGAGGAAGGACUGGACAACCAAGGAAAAAGAUCUACGAACAAGCACUGAUGGUAAGGAAAGUGAAAGCCUAUCUUGGUGGGCUGAAUGUUGUCGAGAAUGAGACGGAUCUCGAUAAUCUCUCCAUUGAAGCCGAACCGUCAGUGAAUGCUCCAAAAAUGAGACGAGCUCCUUCCCCAACUCCAUCUUCGAUUUCUUCCCAUUCCACCGGCUCCGAUCACAAACGCAUAAUGCUACCGGGUGGAUCGAAAUUCGGCAUCGAUAGUCCGCAAGCUGUUCAAAAAAUGCUCGCUCUUGUGCAAAAUUCGAAAUUGAAAGGAUCUUCCAAUCAACCAAGCCCAUCAACCUCUUCUCGCUCCAUCUCCAGACCAACACUGUCUGCUAGAUCAUCAGCUGGUUCGGGAAUGCUGAGAAUGAGCCGUUCAUCAGCCUCACAAUCGGUUGACAACAGCAGUCUGCCACAGAGAGCUGUUGAUCUCAAUCGGGAGACGAGUGCUGUUACGAAUAUUUACGGCAAUGAUGUCCUCAUU